Molecule: messenger RNA, 1551 nt
Organism: Penicillium malachiteum
Lineage: Eukaryota; Fungi; Ascomycota; Eurotiomycetes; Eurotiales; Aspergillaceae
Product: M18 family aminopeptidase
Exons: 1
Coding region: 1-1551 (516 amino acids)
Biological process (GO): proteolysis
Cellular component (GO): fungal-type vacuole
Molecular function (GO): metalloaminopeptidase activity; zinc ion binding
Source: RefSeq, a predicted model, not a curated record
AUGACCCGAAGACACGCAGUCGGUCUCGACAAGCCAUGGGCUUCUCAGAUAGCCGCCCAGCUGCCUGACUAUUCUUAUGCCCAGCCGGCCGCAGCUACUCCAACUCCGGCUCCCGAAGCUCCCAAGCCAGCUGCGACCGAGGCACCCAUCAACCCCAAGGACUACUCGCUGCCGUACUGCCAUUUCAUGACCUCAAAUCCCACCAUCUUCCAUGCUGUUGACUCCUUCGCCAAGGAGCUCGAGCAGCACGGCUAUAAGAAGCUUAGCGAACGCGCUGUGUGGACCUCCGACCUGAAGCGGGGCGGCAAGUUCUACGUUACACGUAACAGCAGCUCGCUGAUUGCAUUCAAUAUUGGAAAGGAUUAUGAGAGUGGUAAUGGUGUGGCUAUUGUCGCUGGUCACGUGGAUGCUCUGACCGCGAAGCUGAAGCCCGUUUCGAAGCUCCCUACCAAGGCUGGCUUUCAACAGCUGGGCGUUGCUCCAUAUGCUGGUGCAUUGGGCCCAACUUGGUGGGACCGUGAUCUCGGUAUUGGUGGCCGUGUUUUGGUCAAGAACUCAGAGGGCAAGGUUGAGACUAAGUUGGUAAAGCUGGACUGGCCCAUCGCUCGUAUUCCUACCCUGGCUCCUCACUUCGGAUCGCCCGCAAAUGGCCCUUUCAACCCAGAGACCCAGAUGGUUCCUAUUGUUGGUGUUGAUAACUCGGAUCUGUUUGAAAAGUCAGCCACUCCAUCGGUGGAUAUCAAGGCUGGAUCCUUCGCUUCUACCCAGCCGGAGAAGCUCGUUAAGGUUAUCGCUAAGGAGAUUGGCGUUACGGAUUACAGCUCCAUUCUUCAGUGGGAGCUUGAACUAUUUGACACCCAGCCUGCUCAACUGGGUGGAUUAGAUAAGGAUCUGAUCUUUGCUGGUCGUAUUGACGAUAAGCUUUGCUGCUAUGCUGCUCAUCAUGGUCUUCUGGCCUCCGACGAUAACAAGUCAAGCGGUAUUGUGAAGAUGGUCGGCAUGUUUGAUGACGAGGAGAUUGGCAGCCAGUUGCGUCAAGGCGCCCAGUCAAAUUUCAUGAGCAGUGUCAUCGAGAGAAUCACCGAGGCCUUUGCCACCGGAUCUUACGGUCCCAACCUUCUCUCCCGCACUGUUGCUAACAGUUUCUUGGUUUCCUCGGACGUCAUUCAUGCUGUCAACCCUAACUUUCUUAACGUUUACUUGGAGAACCACUCCCCACGUCUUAAUGUCGGUGUGACAGUCUCUUGUGAUUCCAACGGCCACAUGACAACUGAUAGCGUCAGCCAUGGUCUUCUGAAGGAAAUCGCAUCUCGAUCUGACUCGACCCUUCAGGUCUUCCAAAUCCGAAAUGACUCUCGCAGCGGUGGUACUAUCGGUCCCAUGACCAGUGCGCGCAUUGGUAUGCGUGCCAUUGAUUGUGGUAUUCCCCAGCUCAGCAUGCACAGCAUUCGUGCAACCACUGGUAGUGAAGACCCCGGACUGGGUGUCAAGCUCUUCAAGGGUGUCUUUGACCACUUCGAAGAGGUUGACAAGGAGUUUGCGGCUUUUUAA